Molecule: messenger RNA, 2607 nt
Organism: Salvia splendens (bonfire salvia)
Lineage: Eukaryota; Viridiplantae; Streptophyta; Magnoliopsida; Lamiales; Lamiaceae
Product: G-type lectin S-receptor-like serine/threonine-protein kinase At4g27290
Exons: 6
Coding region: 32-2479 (815 amino acids)
Biological process (GO): recognition of pollen; protein phosphorylation
Molecular function (GO): ATP binding; protein serine/threonine kinase activity
Source: RefSeq, a predicted model, not a curated record
CAAGAAACUAACCACCGCCGGAUCAGGAAAAAUGGAGUUGUAUUACUCCUUUGCUAUCAUCACCAUUACCAACGUUCUCCUUCUCCUCAUCACUCACGCAAUGGACACACUAAACCCCUCUCACACACUGCGACACACAACCGGUGACACCCUGAUUUCCUCCGGAGGCACGUUCGAACUCGGCUUCUUCAACCCUGACAACUCAAACAAGUGGUACGUCGGCGUAUGGUACAAGCGAAUAGCACCGAAAACGGUGGUGUGGGUCGCCAACAGAGACAAUCCUCUCCCUGACUCCUCAGCCACUCUCACACUCACACCACCGGGCCGUCUACUUCUCCUCAGCGCCGCCAACGCUACCAUCUGGUCCACUAAUAUAUCAAACAUCCUGCACAACCCGGUCGCGCAGUUGCUCGACUCUGGCAACCUCGUUGUCAGGGAUGGAAUUGGUCUUAUCGUGUGGCAGAGCUUCGACUUCCCAACCGACACUCUGCUGCCAGGGAUGAAGCUCGGUUGGAACUACGCCACCGGGAGAGAGGCCUACAUGACAUCAGCAAAGAACGGGGGAGAUCCGGCCUCUGGAGAUUUCACGUUCCGCUGUGAUCCCACCGGCUACCCACAGAACGUUCUUAAAAACGGCGGUUCUGUGCAGUACAAGUCGGGGCCUUGGAACGGCCUCGGCUUCAGCGGCGGCCAGAACUUGAAGAGGAAUAACCUUUUCAAGUUCGGGGUGGUGAUGACCAAGGCUGAGGUUUACUAUCACUACGAGCUCCUCAACCGCUCUGUCAUAACGCGGUUUCAGUUGAGUGAGAGUGGCGUCGCCCAGAGGUUCGUCUGGAAUGAUGAAAAACAGGAAUGGGCGAUGUAUCAUACCGUGCAAGUGGAUGGCUGUGAUAUGUAUAAUUCAUGUGGCGCGCACGGUAGCUGUAACGCUGACGUUGUUCUUGGUUGUGCUUGCUUGGAAAGGUUUGUACCAAAAGAUCCUGUGGAAUGGAGUAGGCAAGAAUGGAGAAACGGAUGCGUACGAAGUAAGCCAUUGAAUUGCAAAAGCGGGGAUGUGUUUUUGAAGUAUUCCGGGAUUAAAUUGCCUGAUACUCAGCUUUCGUGGUUCAACGCUAGUUUGAGCCUUAGAGAAUGCAACCAAGUUUGCUCCAAAAAUUGUUCUUGUAUGGCUUAUGCUAGCCUUGAUAUAAGCAGAGGACAAAAUGGAUGCCUACUUUGGUUUGGUGACCUUGUUAACAUAAGAGACAUGUCUCCUGGUCCCGGCCACGAUAUCUACAUUAGGCUGGCUGCGUCCGAGUCAAGAGGAAAGAAACGACAAGUAGUUAUUGUGACGCUGUGUCUAAUGGUUGGGGUGAUUCUGGUGUGCCUGAGCUUGUUGCUGUCUUUCCAGAUGAGGAAGAGGAUGAACCAUCAAUCAUCAGAAAUAGUAUUAGGUCUCGAUGAUCAGCCUGAUGAAAGUGACAAUAAGGAGCUAGAGCUACCACAAUUUGACUUGUCUAUCAUAGUUAAAGCUACUAAUGAUUUCUCCAUGGAUAACAAGCUUGGAGAGGGUGGAUUUGGGCCUGUUUAUAAGGGCGUCCUAGACGAGGGACAGGAAAUUGCUGUCAAGCGUAUGUCAAAAACUUCCCAUCAAGGAGUAGAUGAGUUCAAGAACGAAGUAAUCUGCAUUGCUAAACUUCAACAUCGAAAUCUAGUGAAGCUUCUAGGAUGGUGCGUUCAAGGAACAGAAAAGAUGCUGGUCUAUGAAUACAUGACCAACAAGAGUCUCGACUUAAUAUUGUUCAAUCCUACAAGAAGCUUAUUACUUGACUGGCCGAGGCGCUUCAAUAUCAUAAAUGGCAUUGCUAGGGGCCUUAUGUAUCUUCAUCAAGAUUCCCGUCUUCGAGUAAUCCACAGGGACCUCAAAGCCAGCAAUAUACUACUAGAUUGUGAUAUGAACCCGAAGAUAUCAGACUUUGGCCUUGCUAGAACUUUUGGGGGGAAUGAAACCGGAGGCAACACAAGCAGAGUAGUAGGAACAUACGGCUACAUGUCCCCGGAAUACGCUGUGGAUGGCAUGUUCUCGGUGAAAUCUGAUGUGUUUAGCUUCGGAGUUAUAGUGCUUGAAAUUGUGAGCGGAAAGAGAAACAGAGGAUUUGUGCAUAGCGAUCACCGCCUCAAUCUUCUCGGGCAUGCAUGGAUGCUUUACGAAGAAGACAGGUCGAUUGAGUUGGUUGAACCUUGUGCGAAAAAAUCAUGUGAUAUAUCAGAAGUAACGAGAUCAAUCCAUGUUGGUCUUUUAUGUGUUCAACAGCACCCUGAAGACAGGCCGAGCAUGUCGUCAGUGGUAAUGAUGCUGAGCAACGGCGGCGCUCUGCCUGAAGCCAAACAUCCUGGUUUCUUUACAGGAAGAGAGAUACUAAAGAGUGAAACUUCUGUUAGCACAACCACCUCAAGUUCAACAAAUGCAAUCACGAUUUCCCUCGUAGAAGCUCGAUGAAUUUGCGGUACAUUUAACUUAUAAAUGUUCAUUGUGCUUGCUUUGAUCUCUUCCUGUAUGAUCAUUUUAAUGCUAUGAUUUUCAUUUGCUCGAUUGAGAUAUGGUUAUGACAAGUUUCUGCUUAUAAA